Messenger RNA from Oryza brachyantha (malo sina), 3339 nucleotides. Its product is annotated as zinc transporter 10-like. Gene Ontology annotation, biological process: zinc ion transmembrane transport. Bases 358 to 1608 code for a protein of 416 amino acids. The transcript has 7 exons. The record is from RefSeq and is a predicted model, not a curated record. NCBI's taxonomy places the organism in Eukaryota, Viridiplantae, Streptophyta, Magnoliopsida, Poales, Poaceae. Gene Ontology annotation, molecular function: zinc ion transmembrane transporter activity. Gene Ontology annotation, cellular component: plasma membrane.
AAUCCCCCCAACCGCCCGGAGCCGCUGCCUCGUGGGCCCCGCCGCCGCGCAGCCAUGGCUGAGCGCCGCGCGGCCGUACGCCCAUGGCGACAUCCUCCUCUGACCGCGGGCCCCACCCCUCCUCCCGAUCGAUGUGUCCGCUUCCUCUUCCUCGCGCGUGGCAGCCUAGCUAGGGCUAUAUACGCGCGCGCGGCGGCGGGCGGCGAGCGGUGACGCGAGGGCCGCUCGCAUCGCAUCGUCUCGGGCGGGGCGGGAGCUCGUUUGGAUGGGGUGGUGGUGGUGGUGGUGAUCGGCGAAUUGUUGGAAUUUUCUACUCUAUUCUAUCCAUCCAUCCGUCCAUCCAACACGUUGGCGGGAAUGGCGUUCUUCGAGGAAAUGGUGACGGAUUCGUGGUACGUCGUCUACCUCCGCCAGAUUGCAGCGUCGGUACCGGCGUCGAGCUGCGACGCGGCGGCGGGCGGCGACGAGGAGUGCCGCGACGAGCCGGCGGCCCUGCGGCUCAAGAUGGUGGCCGUCGCGGCCAUCCUCAUCGCGGGCGCGGCUGGGGUCGCUAUCCCGCUCGUCGGCAGUAGGCGGCGGGGCGGUGGUGGGGGCGGGAGCGCGUCGUCCGGUGGGCUGUUCGUGCUCGCCAAGGCGUUCGCGGCGGGGGUGAUCCUCGCCACGGGGUUCGUGCACAUGCUGCACGACGCGGAGCACGCGCUCUCCAACCCGUGCCUCCCGGCAUCCCCCUGGCGGCGCUUCCCGUUCCCGGGGUUCGUCGCCAUGCUCGCCGCGCUCGCCACCCUCGUCGUCGACUUCGUCGGCACCCACUUCUACGAGCGAAAGCACCGCGAGAAGGCCGAGGCCGCGGCCGCCGCAACCGCCCAAGAGGCGGCGGCGGCGCUGCUCGAGGACGGUGCGCUGUCGGGAACCAUGGCCACGGCCGGGGACGGCGAAGGAAGGGACGGAGGAGGAGGAGGAGGCGACAAGCGGGACGCCAUGCACAUCGUCGGGAUUCACGCGCAUGCGGCCGCGCACCGGCACAGCCAUGCGCACGGCCACGGCGUGUGCGAUGGGGGAGCUGUGCAUGAUGGCCACGCGCAUGGCCAUGGCCACGGCCACGGCCACGGCCACGAGGAGGGCCCGUCCGCUCGCCAUGUGGUCGUCUCGCAGAUUCUGGAGAUGGGAAUCGUUUCUCACUCGGUCAUCAUCGGGCUAUCGUUGGGCGUCUCUGAGAGCCCGUGUACCAUCAAACCUCUUGUUGCUGCCCUCUCAUUCCACCAGUUCUUCGAGGGUUUCGCGUUGGGAGGCUGCAUUUCUGAGGCUGAGUUAAAGAACUUCUCUGCUUUCCUGAUGGCUUUCUUCUUUGCUAUCACAACACCUGCUGGGAUCAGUGUGGGGGCAGCGAUUGCAUCGUUUUACAAUCCCAACAGCCCCAGGGCUUUGGUGGUGGAGGGAAUUCUGGACUCAAUGUCGGCCGGUAUACUGAUCUAUAUGGCAUUAGUGGAUCUUAUUGCUGCUGAUUUUCUUAGCCGGAAGAUGAGCUGCAACCCAAGGCUUCAAGUGGGCUCAUAUAUAACUCUGUUUCUUGGGGCCAUGGCCAUGGCAGCCCUGGCCUUAUGGGCUUAGUGGGUAGACUUUAAGUAAGAUGAGACUUGGGAGAAACUGCUUGCAAUGUGCUAGGAGUUUCUCCCUAGGUGCUUGUACUUCUAGAGGAAGAUGGGUUCUUCCGUCUUUUCUAUCAUUGUUCUGUUUAUUCGUUCUUUCCAUGAUGAUGGGUUAUACAAGUCCCUCUUUUUAUUCAUACAAAACAAAGUCCCUAAUUGGGAUUUAUUCUGAUGAAUAGACAAGAGUGAUGAUUAUAGUUCGAGGAAUAAAGAGUUCUUGAGUUCAAACCACUUUGCACAUGUCCAUUUCUUUCUAUUGUUAUGUAUGAGAGGACUUUGCAAUCCUUUUGUUACAAGGUUUCAAUCUCACUUAUGAGUCAAUAUGGAUAUUGGAGUAGUGAAAUAAACAGCUUAGGUAUUUCUUGCCAUAUUGCUUUGACUGGUAAGUGAGGUCACUGGCUGUCACUAGGAUGCUUGGAGUUUUGAAGGAAGAUGACAUGUUUUAUAUUUGCAUUGUGUCUGUUGCAAACUGUUUGUAUUUUUGAACUCAGAUAUAUCAAGUAUGAGUUCUCCACGUUGUAUUACUUGUACUGAUUUAUGAAUAGAUGUGCAUUAUUCUGGUAUUAUUUUACCCUGUGGAGUUAUUUCAAAAUAAAAUACAAUAUGUCGCCAUCUUGGUGCUCAUUGCUGAUGGUGUUUUGCAUGUUGUUCAGAAAAUGAGCAAGUAAAAUGGGGUUUAUUUAAAUAGACUAUUUAUGAUCUUUUAUGUUCACGAGCUGAGGCCCAAGGAAAAUUACAUUCAUACUUAGGCAACUUGUAUACGAAGGAUAUCAAUAAUGGCACGUGAAGCUCGUCCAUCAAGAAAGAGGUUUUGUCUUUAUGCUGAUUCCAUCUAUUCCUUGGCAAUCUUUUGUGCCAGAUUUUCCCUGCAUAUCAAAUCUGGAAAGCCUGGGGCCUGGGGGGCAUAUCUGUUGUCCACAAAUAAGGUCCUAGUGAUGUUAUUAGCUUUGUUGGUCCUUCAGCCAUGGCUAAACCUGGAGAUAUGUUUUCGAGUUCGACAUAAAUAAAUAAUCACUAUAGCAGACUGUCAGUUCAUCAGGUAAACGCAGUUUUGGUGGAUAAUGCAGGUUAGCUGACCUUGUGACCUUGUGUCAUACACUAGGUAAAUUCUGUGUUAGUGGAUGAUAUAAUUCAGAGCUGAUUGACACUAAAGUUGCAACUUCUUGUUCAUCAGGUAAAUGCUGUGUUGGUGGAUAAUACAAGUUAGAGUUGAUUGACACUAAAGUUCAAACCAUCCUAGUUCAUCAGGUGAAUGAACUACAAGGUGCAAUGGCAAGUGAUCAAGUAUCGAACGUUUUCUUCGUAAGUCGUCGUGUAGGAGUACGACUGUACGAGGCAAUGGAUUUCUACAGAUAGAAGUAAAAAAUGAAGAUAAUGCAAUGGGAUUAUAAGAGUAUAAGUUGUUCAGGCAUCCGGAUACCCAGUAUCUGAAGGCAGGAUUCAGGGACAGCAUGAUAUGGUUGCCACUAAAGACAGAAGAACCUGGCACACAAACGCCAGUGGUCUGCCGAUUAUAGCAACUUGCUGAGACAUGUUUCAAGACUAAAAGUCAAUCUCUUUCUCUUCCUUAGGGUCUGUCUUUACAGACUGCAGUGCAUGUGCAUGUAAAGUUUUCAGUGGUUACCCGUGGGGGAAUAUGGUAGCCAAUUGUCAAAAUAACAAUAGAGCACUGUGUCAGCUGGAAAUGCGGCAG